Messenger RNA from Rotaria socialis, 2913 nucleotides. NCBI's taxonomy places the organism in Eukaryota, Metazoa, Rotifera, Eurotatoria, Philodinida, Philodinidae. The record is from the annotation of a GenBank genome assembly.
AUGAUUGAUUGGAUAACUAUUGCAGUUGCUUUAGCAAUAAUUGCUGCAUUAGUUGUUUUUUUUGGCUUCGUGGCAUGGAAAAUUAACAUGCCUGAUCCAUUGGGGUCAACUAAUUUAACGGGAAAAAAAGAUGAUAUCAAUCAACUAUUUGAUUCAAUUGGGGACAAGAAAAAGAAAGAUAAAUCAGCUAGUGAACAAGCAAAGAAGAAACGUAAAGAACAAAAAAAAUUAAAACGUGAGAAUAAGGAAGAAGAUCAUCAACGGCACGUAGUGAAGUUUAAGGAACCAAAUGAAGAAAGUGAUAAUGAAAGAGAAGAGAGUGACCAAGAAUCUUCUUCACCACUACCACCAACUAUUCAACUAUCAUCAAAACCUCGUAAACGCAAUAAAAAGAAGACAUCAUCACCAACUCAUAUUGAAGGUAUUCUUAUUAAUAAGGGUGAAAAAAGUCCAGUUACAAGUCAAGCUGCACAUAUUGCGCAUCCAUUAUUAGCAACUACAAUACCUAAGGAUGAAGUAGAAUUAGCUAAGCAACAUGGCAAAGGUCAUAUGAAAUCACCUCAACAAUCAAAUAAACAAGUAGUACAAGCAACACCUCCUGCUGCAUCAGCUAAAAAACCAACAGCAUCAUCAUCAUCAACAAAUGUUAAUCAAGAUGUUCAAAAGCAGCAGCAGCAACAAGAACAACCAUUUACUACAGUUGUUAAUAAUCGACAUAAGACUGUAACACCACCAUUACAACAACAACAACAACAACAACAGCAAAAUAAAUUCGUCAAUACAUCAUCGGCAACAACAACAACAGUAGCACCUAUUACUACUACUACUACUACUACUGUAUCUGCCCCAGCAGUUCAACAGGCAGCUCCAGUUCCAGCUCAACAUGAGCAGUUACCUCAACGUUCAACACCUCGUCAACAAGAGGCACCGGCUCGAGUCAAUGGUUUAAAUACAAAUCUAUCAACUGUAAAACAACCAGUUGCUGCUCCACUGACAAAACUUGCAGAUAUUGUUAAAACUCUUCCAACAUCACAAACUGUUGUUACUGAGCUUAUGUUAGCACUUGAUGCAGUUACUUUAUCAACUGAUGAACUUGAUAUAAUCAUGCAUAAAAUUGCUAAUAAACAAGCUGUUAUCAAAAAAGAUUGGACUAAAUUACAACAUGGUCAAAAAGUUGAUCCUCAAGCACAUAUUGGUCAAAUCUUAUAUGAAUCUGCUAGAGCAGUCGAAGAAGAUUUGAAAACCAAUGCUAUGAAACGCGUACAAGAAUUAACUGAUGAACGUAGCAAUGAUAAACGUCUCAUAAAUGAAUUAUUGAAAGAGAAAAAUGAGAAAGAAAUAAAUAUGCAAGUGCUACAUGCUCAAUUAAAUGCAUGUCAACAUCCACAACAACAAAUUCAUAAAUAUGAAGCGGAAUAUCAAAGACUUACAGAGGAAAAUAUGCAACUAAAACAACGAUUAACGCAUCAACAACAACAUUUUCAACAGCAACAACAGCAAUAUUCAUCAUUAAAUAUAAUGAACAAUAAUGGCGAUGCAACAAAUAUUCAACUUCGUGUAUUAAGUGAACAAACAAAAAAGUUGUCUGUUGAUAAUGCAAAUUUAGAAAAGCAAACCAAUGCAAAAGACCAAUUAAUCAAAGAAGUACAAAAAGAAAAAGAUGAUUUACUUCGUUCAAAUCAACAAUUACUACAAAAAGUGCAAGAAGCUCAAAAGCAAUACCAACUCAAUGAAGAAAAAGUACAUAAAGAAUUUAGCGAAAAACAAAACUUACAUUUAAAUCAAUUAAAUGAAUUUAAAUGUCGUAUUCAACAAUUAGAAUUAGAUAAGGAAAAGCAACGUCAAGAUACUCUUGCUCAAAUCGAAGCAAUGCAACCAUUACAAUUAAAUAAUGAAGAACGUGAAAAAUUCGAACAAGAAAUAAAUCAACUAAAGCAAAAAUUUAUCGAAGGAAACGAACAAAAUAAAAAGAAUCUCGAUGAAAAACAAUCUCAGUAUCAAUCUAAUGAUAAUGAACUACGUCAACAAAUCGAACAAUUGAAGAAAACUAUUGAACAAUGUCAAACUAACGAAACUCAAAAUAAUGCACUCGCAGCUAAAACUGCACAAAUCGAUGCAUUACAAUCCGAACUUGCCGAAGCUAAAGCCAAUAAUGAUGCUAUAAAGUCACAAUUAGAUGAACAUGUUCGACAAGAAAAAGAUAAGCAAAAACAAAUUCUCAUCGAACUUCUUGCACAGGAUGCGCGAAACCAAUUACCAAAUGAUAAUCAAGAUUUUAAUGAAUGGCUCUCAUCAUAUCGGCGCAUAUUCGAGGCAAGUGCCGAAGCAACGAAGCAAACUUCACACGAUGAAUCUGCAGCACUUAAACGUGAAAAUGAUCAACUUCAUAAGAAUAUGCGAGAAGUUGAAAGUCAAUUGAAAGAAAUUGAACAAGCCGUCCAAAGUAAAGAAGAAGUUUUACUUGCUGAUUUGAAAUGUAAAGAUACAACAUUGGGAAGCAUUCUUGGUGAAAAUGAACAAUUAAAUAGUGAAAUACAGCGUUUACGUAGCGAAAUCAAUCGUUUACAAUCAGCGCAUGAUACAACAGUUGAUGAAAAUCGUCUAUUAAAAGUUCAAUUUGAGGAACAAAAGCUUCUUAUUGCUAAUAGUUUACCUACGACUGCUGAUGAUGAUUUACUCGAAUCAGUAACACAGCAGUCGCCGUUCUCAACUGAGAUGGACACUCGUGUUGAUGAAUUAAAUGAAUUAAUGCGAUCAAGCAAGGAAGCUCUUGAUAAUCAAGAUUCGAUUGUUCAACAGCUUGAUAAACACUUGAACGAAUUGAAUCGCAGUGGAAUCGGAGGGCCAUCAACAUCAAAUGUCGAUGAAACAACAGUAUCUUCUUCUUUUGAUCAAAAACAAAUUGAAUCUUGA